AUGGAAUUUAUAGCAGGGAUUUUCGCAGGGAUUUCUGUAACUCUAUCAGGACAUCCUCUUGAGUAACUUCUAUUUCAGUACAAUAAAAGUCCGAAUGCAAGCUGGGCACGUUCAUAGCUUAUCUCAAUGCAUAUUAAAAAGUUAUAGGGCUGACGGAUUUCGAGGUUUCUAUUAUGGAAUAUCAUCCCCUUUAUGCUCAAUCCCUCUUGUGAAUGCUGUCGUUUUUGGCAGCUACUCCCAAGCUGCCGCUUAUCUCGGUAAUGACAACACAAAUAUAUGAAACGGCAUUUUGGCAGGGUCUUAUGCAGGUCUUGUUAACACAACUGUAGUUACACCUGUUGAACUAAUUAAAUGCAGGAUGCAGGCUCAGUCCCACAACAGUGAGAUUGGUACUGAAAUGAAAUACAAAAAUAGCAUUGACUGUGUCAAAAAAAUAGUAAAAGAACAAGGAAUCAGGGGACUUUACGUUGGAAAUGUCGCAUCAAUAUAUCGAGAAAUCCCAGGAUAUGCAGCAAAUUUUGUUGCAUAUGAAUAUGCGAAGGAAAGCUAUAGGAAGCUCAGUGGGAAAGACACAGUGCCCACCUGGGCUUUGUUUAUAUCUGGGAUGUGGGCUGGCUUUAACUGCUGGUUUUGGAGCUACCCACAAGACGUAAUAAAAACAAAGCUACAAGUUGGGUUUCCUAUAGAAAGAGGCUGGGAUGGAGGCUUUUAUAUGAUGGCCAAGCUUAUUUAUAAAGAAGAAGGCUGGAGGGGUUUUUGGGUCGGCUUUUCAGCUUGCACAAUUAGAUCGACAAUCCCGAAUGGCUUUGGAUUUUUAGCUUACGAGCUCGCCUAUGAAAUUAUAACAAGACAUUGGGUGAGGGAGCCUCAUCUUGUGAACCAUUAA
Blepharisma stoltei is the source of this 886-nucleotide messenger RNA. Lineage: Eukaryota; Ciliophora; Heterotrichea; Heterotrichida; Blepharismidae. The record is from the annotation of a GenBank genome assembly.